AUGCAUUGUGAGAUUCUGGAAGAUUCAGACAUGGAUUCCACAGAGAGUUGGAUUGAAAGGUGCCUCAGUGAGAGUGAAAGCAAACGGUUUCCGAACCACACCUCCCUGGCGAACGUGUCCAUUGGUGAGGAACAUGAAGAAAAGGAAAAUAACCGAGCAUCGAAACCACACUCCACUCCAGCAACUCUGCAGUGGCUGGAGGAGAACUAUGAGAUUGCAGAAGGAGUGUGUAUCCCUCGCAGUGCUCUGUACAUGCACUACCUGGACUUCUGUGAGAAGAAUGACACACAGCCAGUCAAUGCAGCAAGUUUUGGCAAGAUAAUUCGUCAGCAAUUUCCACAAUUAACGACGAGGAGAUUAGGAACAAGAGGCCAGUCAAAAUACCAUUAUUACGGGAUAGCUGUGAAGGAGAGCUCACCGUAUUACGAUGUGAUGUAUUCCAAGAAAGGAGCAGCCUGGGUAAACGAGACGGGGAAGAAAGAAGUGGCAAAGCAGACGGUGGCAUAUUCACCACGCUCCAAGCUGGGCACAUUGCUGCCAGAGUUUCCAAAUGUCAAAGAUCUAAAUCUGCCAGCGAGCCUCUCGGAGGAGAAGGUUUCCACCUUCAUUAUGAUGUACCGAACUCACUGUCAGAGAAUCCUAGACACAGUGAUCAGGGCAAAUUUUGAUGAGGUUCAAAGUUUCCUUCUACACUUUUGGCAAGGAAUGCCACCCCACAUGCUCCCGGUCCUGGGCUCCUCCACUGUUGUGAACAUCGUAGGUGUUUGUGACUCCAUAUUGUACAAGGCAAUCUCCGGGGUUUUGAUGCCCACCGUUCUACAGGCAUUACCAGACAGUUUGACACAGGUGAUUCGCAAAUUUGCUAAACAGUUGGACGAGUGGCUAAAAGUUGCACUUCAUGAACUUCCUGAAAAUUUAAGAAAUAUCAAAUUUGAAUUGGCAAGAAGAUUUUCCCAGGUUCUCAGACGCCAGACCUCAUUAAAUCACCUCUGUCAGGCAUCACGGGCAGUGAUCCACAGUGCGGAUAUAACUUUCCAAAUGUUGGAAGACUGGCGAAAUGUGGACCUGAACAGCAUCACCAAACAGACCCUGUACACCAUGGAGAAUUCGCGAGAGGAGCACAGGAAACUCAUUGUGAAAUUGUAUCAGGAAUUUGAUAAUCUUCUAGAGGAGCAGUCGCCCACUGAGUCUUACAUUGAAUGGUUGGAUUCCAUGGUGGACAGAUGCGUUGUCAAGGUUGCUGCGCAGAGGCCUGGGAGUCUGAAGAGAGUGGCUCGGCAAUUUCUGCUGAUGUGGUCCUGCUUUGGGACGAGAGUUAUUCGGGACAUGACGUUGCACAGCGCGCCGAGCUUUGGCUCAUUCCACCUAAUCCACCUGACAUUUGAUGACUACGUACUUUAUCUUCUGGAAUCUCUGCACUGUCAGGAAAGAGCAAAUGAACUAAUGAGGGCAAUGAAAGGAGAAGCCAGCUCAGGAGACAGGAGGGAAGAUGCGGGAUCGUCAGAUCACACUCCACCAACGCAAUCGCCAGGCCCUUUCUCUCCCGCAAAAUCCAUCACUGCGGAAAUCCAACCAGCCUCACCUGUCAGCAGCCAGUCUCCUGAAUACACUGGAUUAACAGCACCAGGAGCUGUCCAAUCAUACACUUGGUCUCUGACAUAUACUGUUACAACAGGCUCCGCACCACCCGACAGCCCGCAACAGCUACCCUGUAUGAGAAGCAAUAAUGUGCCCACGGCAUCCUCAACUCACAGAAUGCCAGUCUACCCACACAGAGAGGAACAUGGGUACACAGGAGGGUACAGCUAUGGUAGUUACAGCAAUCAGCCCUCCCUUCCAAUUCAGAGUCAGUACCCAGCCCUAACACACGACAGCCUUUCUUCUCCAUUGCCAUAUCCUGCUUAUCAUCGGAGUAGCUCACAGUACCCUUUCAACAGCCAGACCCCGAGGAUGGAGCCCUGCUUGAUGAGCGGCACCCCACGGCUGCACUCCACGCCGGUGACACCCCGCUGGCCCGAUGUGCCUUCAGCCAACAGCUGCUACAGCAACCCCGCCAUGCACACAGCGCGGUAUGGGAACUCGAGUGAGAUGUACACGCCCCUGGUCCCCCGGAGAAGCGCCGAGUACGAACACGCGCAGCAUUUUCCUGGUUUUGCCUACAUCAACGGGGAAGCGACCACCGGGUGGGCCAAGUAA
This is a messenger RNA of Carcharodon carcharias (great white shark), 2196 nucleotides long. RefSeq names its product regulatory factor X, 4 (gene rfx4). The transcript has 18 exons. Gene Ontology annotation, biological process: regulation of transcription by RNA polymerase II. The record is from RefSeq and is a predicted model, not a curated record. Lineage: Eukaryota; Metazoa; Chordata; Chondrichthyes; Lamniformes; Lamnidae. Gene Ontology annotation, molecular function: RNA polymerase II cis-regulatory region sequence-specific DNA binding; DNA-binding transcription factor activity, RNA polymerase II-specific. Bases 1 to 2196 code for a protein of 731 amino acids.